UGCUAUCAUUAACUCAAGUCGGCGGGGCGCAACAACAUCACAAUUUCACGAGAAUAAGUACCCAACUUAUCAUGGUCCGAGCGGCAUGCCAUGGGAGCAUGCCACAACAAUUCUCGGCACAGGCUCUUCUGGCUUCGAGUCGGCACCCCGUGACCUGAACAGCCAUGCUCCUCUUCGAGUUCAUUAUCCUGUGUUACCUCCGCAGCUACCUUCCACCACACAGCCCAUUUUUCUUCCUUCGGUGUCCUCUAGCAGCAAAUUUGUUGCCCCUUUGAGCGACCAGCCAUAUUUACUUGGCGCUAGUGCUACCACACCUGAAAUCCCCCUCACAGAACGCCAAAUUUCUCAUCACAUAGAAUACACAACUCAAUUGGUCCAAGGGCAUCAAAUCCAGCAUCCAAGUUCGUAUGGCUUUGAGUCGGCACUGGAUGACCUGAAGGACCAUGCUUCUCUUCAAGUUCAUCAUCCUUCGUUGCCUCUAGAGCGACCCUCGACCACGCAGCCCAUUUUUAUUCCUUCAGUAUCGUUCAGUACUACUGCAACCCCUCCUUCCAGCGCCCAGCCACCUUUUUUCGGCGGCAGCGUGGCCUUAACCAAAAUCCCCUCUGCAGAUCGCCAAGUCUUUCGUCCCUUGGAGUACGGAAUUCAAUCAGCCAACGGGCAUCAAAUCCAGCGGCCUGGUGGCCCUCGUGCUUACAUGGUCGAUGGUCUUUUGGUUGACGAAGAAUACCUCACGGACGAAGACGGUGGCUACAUCAAUGUCCACGCAUGCGGUCGUGAACACUCUCCCUGCGGUCUCUGGGUUAAAGCGGACAGACACUCUAUCCUGCGCCACGGACAGCGGUGGCACCGGGACGCUCGAGGUGGUGGUGGGGAUAGAAAAAUCACUUGCCCGUGGUCAGGCUGUAACAGCCAGAUGCGAAUGAGUGCCAUCGCACGGCAUACUUUGAGCGCCCACUUCGGUGCAACGUGGACUUGCAGGGGAUGCUCAAAACCUUUCACGCGUCACGAUAGUUUUAAGACCCACUCUCGAAAAUGUGGUAAUCUUGGAGCAACCGUGAAGUAUGACACCAGCACCCGUGUCAUUGACACACAACUGUUUUGAGAUAUUACGAUUGAAAAAAAUAGACAAAAAUGACGGCAGAUCGCCUUCUCUCUUACCUUUGCCAUCGUUAUUAGAUAUCUUUACUUUCACUCGUUCAGAUGCACCAUUUUCAUCACGAGGGGACCCCUAGGCAAGAGGCGGGGCAGCAGUCAUGUCACCGCAGAGUCAGCCACUCGUUAUGACAUUUCAAAUACUGUAAUUUAGAAUGCAUCAGCCUGCUUCAAAGGUUCGGCCUGUGCAUGUGGCGGGAACACAAACUAUUUUUGAGGCACCAUCAAUAUUUCAUCCUACUAGGAGU
Suillus subalutaceus is the source of this 1403-nucleotide messenger RNA. RefSeq lists its product as uncharacterized. Bases 86 to 1105 code for a protein of 339 amino acids. The record is from RefSeq and is a predicted model, not a curated record. The transcript is spliced from 3 exons. NCBI's taxonomy places the organism in Eukaryota, Fungi, Basidiomycota, Agaricomycetes, Boletales, Suillaceae.